AUGAUAAAGGAUGAUAAUUAUGAAAGGGAAUUUGAGUUGAAGGAGUUAGAGAUAGAAACAAGGAAUGCAGUUUAAGUAAAUGAUAAGAUUAAGGUAGUUUCAAGACCUGUUAAAUUGGUGUGUAGCUUAAAAUAAGUCAAAAAGAAAGGAGCUAUUUGAGACAUUUGAGUUUGAGGAUGAAGAGAAGGUUCCAGUUUUAUAAGACUUAGAUUCAAUUAGAGCGAUGACAGAGUAGAUGUAAACCAUGCAAAAGAAUCUAUAGAGUAAGUAUACUUUGAUUAAGAAAACUAAACUGCUAUUUGAAAAGAAAGUAAAUUAAUUAAGAGAAGCAUUGGGUAAUAUUCGAGUGAAAGAGUUUGAAGUGAAUGAUGAUUCAGUGAUAAAGGAGUUACACUUAGCUAAUAAGAGAAUGUUGGAGUUUUAAUAAUUGUCAGAGAAAUUCAGAAAAAACUAAUAGAAGCGUCAAGAAUUGUAACAAAAAGAAUUAGAAAAUGAAUAAGAACAGUUAAGAAAGCAACAAUAACAUAUAUUAGAAUUGAAGAUGGAGAAUUAGAAGUUAUUAGAUAAAAUAUAAUAAUUGGAUUUAGAAGAGUAAGAAAAAAGGAGAAAAUUGCAUGAAUGUUAUUAGACGAGUGAAUACAUAGAGUUUUUCACCGAAGUUCAAAUGUUGCAACAAGACAAAGAAGUUUCAACAAACUCAAAUGAAUAAUCAAGAUAAUUUGGGAGAGAUAGAUAAUCUACAAGACAUGAGAUAGUAACAAUGAUGGAUGAAUUUUAUAAAAAUCAAAAUAUCCAUUAAUUAACUGAAGAAAUUACAGAAUUUUACAGGUCUAUGGUUGAAUAAUUGAAGGUACAGACACAUACAUACAAUAUGUUGAUUGAAGAAAAGGCUUUAAGGAAAUUAUAAUUGGAAGAAGUGAUUGAAGAUAUCAAUAAAUUAAGAGAUUUUUCUUGUAAUGUAUCUCAACAAGAUAUAAGUUAGAUUAAUUAGGAAGGUUCGAUUAAUGCAAUCAAUGUAGAAGUACCUUCAGUGAUACAGGAAAAUAAUCAAUUAGGCAAUUAUGUCAAACAGAAUUAGAUGUGUCUAAUAGCUAUUCAUAUGAAAGCUAUUGAUAUGAUAUCAAGAGUGUGUAUAGGAUUAAUCUGGCUUAGUGAAACAUCUAAAAUGGUACCUAAAUCUCUAGAUAAUCUUUGUUCCUAAUAUUUGAAGGGACAUUCUAAAGCUGAAAUUAAGUUAUUUAUUCCAAAAAAAUACCCAAAAUCAUAAAAGUUUGGAUCUUUUAUAUCUAUUAUCAAUAGAAAUAAAAAUGAAAUUAGUCCCAAAGGUAGUAGUACCAAUAUUGUAACAACAACAAUGAAUAAUAUUGACAAGAGUUUUGAGAAUGAAUAGUUGAUUCAAAGUUUGAAUCGCUUUAAAUAAUUAAAAAAUGGAUAUGAAUAAAUUUAACUCACUUGGAUGACACUUGUUAAAAAUGAUUUACUAACUUAUAAAUUUGUUAAGGAUUUCAACUUAGAUCAAAUUGAAAUCAAUUAACCUCUUUAAGAUAUAAUAUUGCAAUUACACAUUGUUUAUGCAGAGGUAAUUUCCAAAAUUAAUUACUUUUAACAUUAUGAAUAUUAAUUUGCCUAUUUUAGAGACAUUAUAAAAAUGAUCAACUAAACUAAGAAUAAAAUUAACAUCAACAAUAGCAACCAUAGAUUAUGUGAUUCUACCCAUUUGAGUAACAGUUACACUCCAAAUAAAUACAUUGAAACCACUUAUAAAGGUCAAUUAAAACGAUUAACUCAUCCUUUAGUUGAAGAUGAUGAACCUCUUGUUACUUAAGAUAAUGUUAAGAAAAUACAAAAAACUAGUGAUGAAACUAAAUUUCAUUAAUAUUUUAUUCAGCAAUCCAGCAUCAUUUAACGUAAAUCACCCCUUCUACAUGAAAAACUAAUAUCAUAAACUUUACAAACUAUAGAUUAAAUGCGCAGAAAAGAAUUAGAUGACAAUUAUUAAACUUCAGAUCAAGCUGCUUCAGAUAUUGAUUAUCUCAAUUAAGAACGUAGAAAUCUAAAGGGAAUGCUUAAUAAGAAAAUAUAAUAAUAACAAUAGUAUAUAUCUAAAUCAGAAGAAAAAGAUCUAAUCACAUCAAGAUCAAUUAUGAAACAAGUUAGUCUUUUAUCCAAAAUUUCACAUUGUAAUUUAUUCAAAUUAUUAUAGUAUCUAGAGUCAAUUCUAAUUAAAAUUAUACCCAAGUCAAUAAAUCAAUUCAAAGAUUGAAUUAAACUGUUCAAAAGAAAAUGUCAGAAUACUUCACCUAAGAUUUAAAUUCUCAGGAGAAUAGGAUAAGAUAUCCACCUAUUGAAAAGAAGAUAUCAUCUCGUUCUCCAGAAUAAAACAAAAAAUCCAUUAUUGAUACCUUUCAUAAGGAUCUUUCGUCAAUGAUCUUGAAUUCUACUUCAAAUGGUCGUUCAUUUAUGGCCUGA
This is a messenger RNA of Paramecium sonneborni, 2469 nucleotides long. The record is from the annotation of a GenBank genome assembly. Lineage: Eukaryota; Ciliophora; Oligohymenophorea; Peniculida; Parameciidae.